This is a messenger RNA of Lactuca virosa, 1720 nucleotides long. The record is from the annotation of a GenBank genome assembly. Lineage: Eukaryota; Viridiplantae; Streptophyta; Magnoliopsida; Asterales; Asteraceae.
UUUCAAAAAGAGCCAGUAGGACUGGCCCGCCUUUCGCGGUUCGGAGUGCACCGGUUCAUCGAGGUUUUAAGCCAUGUGUUGCCUCCAUUUCUCUCAAACGCAGGUCUCCUCUUUGUCUCUUCUUGUUGGUCCUUAAACCUCGUGUCGUGGCUCUCGCAGAAUCUGAAACGAGGACAAUUAUGAAUACAUUAACCCUUGCCCUAACCGCCGGUGCCGGACUUUCGAGGAGGUCUAUAGUCACUGAUUCAAACGAUAUUGAGUUCGGAGACCCUUGGUGGUUUGUUUAUGCCGGAGUUUCGUGUAUUCUUGUACUAUUUGCGGGGAUCAUGUCCGGUUUAACCUUGGGACUGAUGUCUUUGGGAGUUGUUGAGCUUGAGAUUCUCCAUAGGAGUGGUACCAACAAAGAGAAGAAACAAGCAGCUGCUAUCCUCCCGGUUGUCCAAAAGCAACACCAGCUUCUUGUAACACUGCUUCUGUGUAAUGCUGCAGCCAUGGAGGCUCUUCCUAUUUACCUGGAUAAGAUUUUUCAUCCAGCUGUUGCAGUGUUGUUGUCAGUGACCUUUGUGCUGAUAUUUGGAGAGGUAAUUCCACAAGCAAUAUCAACAAGAUAUGGGCUUGCUGUGGGUGCUAAUUUUGUGGGGCUUGUCCGAGUUUUGAUGAUCAUUUGUUAUCCUAUUGCUUAUCCUGUUGGAAAGGUUUUGGAUGCUUUAAUCGGGCAUAAUGAUGCUCUGUUUCGGCGGGCCCAGUUGAAAGCCCUUGUAUCCAUUCAUGGCCAAGAGGCUGGUAAAGGGGGUGAACUUACACAUGAUGAGACUACCAUCAUAAGUGGAGCACUUGAUUUGACAGAAAAGACUGCAGAGGAGGCCAUGACACCUAUUGAAUCAACAUUCUCGCUGGAUGUCAAUUCAAAAUUGGACUGGGAAGCAAUUGGGAAAAUUCUUGCCAAAGGCCAUAGCCGUGUUCCUGUCUAUUCUGGGAACCCUAGGAACAUCAUCGGACUCCUAUUGGUGAAAAGCCUUCUUACUGUUAGAGCAGAAACAGAGACUCCAGUUAGUGCUGUUUCCAUUAGGAAAAUCCCAAGGGUUCCAGCAGAUAUGCCAUUGUAUGACAUCCUUAACCAGUUUCAAAAAGGUGGCAGUCAUAUGGCGGCUGUGGUCCGAGUCAAAAGCAAAGACCCUCCUCCUCCUCCUGAUAAAUUAGUUGCGAAAAAUGGGAACAAAUAUUCACAACUGACUAAACCAUUGUUGUCCGAACGUAAAGAAGAAUCGGAUUUUGUGGUCGAUAUUGACAAGACUUUGAAGUCAACCAUGCAGCAUGCAGCAAAAAGUAUAACAUGUCUGACUGAUGAUGUUGAAGAAGGAGAAGUCAUUGGCAUCAUCACACUCGAAGACGUUUUUGAAGAGCUUCUACAAGAGGAAAUUGUUGAUGAAACUGAUGUAUAUAUAGAUGUACAUAAAAGAAUACGGGUAGCUGCUGCAGCUGCUGCUUCAGUUGUUGCCCGAGCACCCUCAACCAGAAGACUAGCUGCUCAAAGACCCACAGUGGUCAAAGAAGACAAGGCAACCCACAACGGUUCAAUCUAAACACAUUUGUAGCUUGUUCAAAGUACCAACUACAGUGAUAAUAUAACUAUAUAAGUAGGUGGUUAGUAGAAUGGUUUAUUCGUCUUUACCAUGUAAAAUUUUACUGCCGCGUUGUGCCUAUUUACACCAAGGGGUAA